Messenger RNA from Epinephelus fuscoguttatus (brown-marbled grouper), 7193 nucleotides. RefSeq names its product phospholipid phosphatase 6 (gene plpp6). NCBI's taxonomy places the organism in Eukaryota, Metazoa, Chordata, Actinopteri, Perciformes, Serranidae. The transcript is spliced from 2 exons. The record is from RefSeq and is a predicted model, not a curated record. Gene Ontology annotation, molecular function: sphingosine-1-phosphate phosphatase activity. The coding region runs from base 1278 to 2138 and encodes 286 amino acids.
GUAUAAAAGCCAGAGGUGGGGCCAAGUCAUCGUUUUGCAAAUCACAAUCAAGUCCCAACACUCAUUUGGUGACCAGUGACACGCUGUCAGCUCUGGGCACUUUACGCACACACAGUCAUCUUCAUAGAGAGACAUUAUCUGCGCCACAAGCUGGUUUACACGAGUCUCUGGGACUGCCGCAGUGUGUAACAAAUGUCCCUGCAUCAUGCUCCUCCAACAUAAAUUCACUGUGUGUAAUGUGUGCCUAUGCGCCCUCCGUGCGCUCUUACGCGCGCCAUGUGGAUUCCUACUCUACUCACAACAUCGCGACUUUUUUCCGCUCUACAUCACCUUAGGCCAGACAACAAGGCACGCACAAAAAGCAUGUGUUCUCCUUUUCCUUCACAUAAACAGAUGUUCACAGAGGACGAAUGCGCGAUGAGAAUGUGCGCACCUCAUGCAGACUUCAGGUCAGGUGCAGGUAAUGUGAGAAGGAGGUGAUUAACAGACCGAGUAUAAGUUUAAACAGACGUUAUAAAUCCGAGGAACAGAGUACUUGUGCAUGUUUCUGUCUUUGUACGUUCACACUGUUUUAGUCAUGAUUCUGCAGAGUUUUACGCAUCUGGCCUCUACUCUGCUUGGGCAUUUUUUACAAUGCGUAAUUAUCGUCCCGGCUCCACACGACUGCAGGUGCAUCAUGUAAAUGGAGGGUAAUGCUGUCACUGCAUUGCAUUCACACAGGGCCGAGAACAGAGGAGCAGCACCCGGACUGCGUCUGGGUCCAACCGGAAGAUGGAGAGAGAUGGUGAACAAGGGGGAGGCACUUUGUUCAUUUUGCUAAGUGGGAUGCCCCCCUCCUCUCCUCUCCUCUCCUCUUCACAGCCGAUUUGGCCGCUGAAUUGUUACAUCAGUCACAGAGAACAUCCACUAAGGCACAAAGUGAUUAUUUGGGUGCUUAGGUCAGAAAAAACUUGGAUGAGAAAACGUCUCCAACUAUGUUAGUGCAUUUUAUUGUAUUCAUUCUCUAUUUUGGGGAAAUUCAAAGUGCGCUUACAGAGACAGAAGAGUCAGAAGACGCCGUUCACGCGCGCAUUUCCAGAAAAACACAAUUUCCCAGGAACCUUUGCGCGGAGAACAACAAAGAUGGCGAUUCAGCUCAAUGUUUCAGGACGUGAUAAGAAUUUUGAAACGUACAACAGAUGAAUUAAAGGAGCGACAACCGGCACAGCACUGCAGAGAAUUUACCACUGCGCGUCAACUACAUCACACCCGACUACGUUAGCAGGUUAACAGGUGAAAUGCCUUCUCCUAAAGCUAAAAACCCCGGUCGCAGCGGAGGAAGCCCGGUGCUCGGCAGCUCCAACGGCCGUUACGAGUUCAUGUCGCUGACGAAGCCGCUGAACCGGUCCUCGCCGCCGCUUCUCCUCCAGCGGCAGGGAUCCGACCCGACCACCGCCCGCCUGCGAGCCUCGGAGAGCCCCACUCGGCGCCGGGGAUCCAGCUCCUCCACGGGCUCUGGGAGCGGCCAGGGGCUGGCAGAAGAGGACGGUAUACGGCUCAACCCCUCUUUUAUCCGCGUAGCGCUCAGCUCGCUCCUCGCCAUCGACCUGUGGAUGUCUAAGCGCUUGGGGGUGUGUGCCUGUGAGGACUCGUCCUGGGGGAGUGUGCGCCCGCUAAUGAAACUGAUAGAGAUAUCGGGACAUGGCAUCCCCUGGCUGGCUGGGUCCGCCUACUGUUUGUACAAGAGUGACAGCGCCGCAGGACAAGAAGUCAUGCUCAACCUCCUCAUGGGCCUGCUGUUGGACCUGGUCCUGGUCGGCAUUGUUAAGGCAGUGGUGCGUCGGCGUCGGCCCGCACAUAACCGCAUGGACAUGUUCGCCACCUUUUCCGUGGACCGCUACUCCUUCCCUUCAGGCCACGCCACCCGUGCCGCCAUGUGUGGGCGCUUCCUGCUGGCUCACCUCGUGCUGGCCGCCCCACUGAGGGUCCUCGUCCUGCUGUGGGCCAGCCUGGUGGGGCUGAGCCGAGUGCUGCUGGGCCGGCACAAUGUGACUGACGUGAUGUUUGGGUUCUGGAUGGGCUAUUGCCAGUAUAACCUUAUAGAGAUGUUGUGGCUUUCACCUCAAACCCUGCAGGGGCUGCUGGGACAGUUAGCUUAACACUGAGGGGCUAGAGGGAGGAGGGAUGGCGGUUUAAAUCUUGAUUGUCAGAGCACAUGCACACCUUUUGUCUUUUAGACUGAUAUAUAAGAGGAAUUGUCUUUUGACUAGAGAAGAGCGCUCUAUCAAACACAGCUGUGUUCUGCUAUUGUCCAACAAUUAAGGUGCGAGUGUGUAGGGUUUAGGGGGAUCUAUCGGCUGACAUGGAAUGUAACAUUUCUAAUUAUGUUUUCAUUAGUGUGUAAUCGCCUGAAAAUAAGAAUCGCUGUGUUUUUAUUAGCUUUUUAUGAGCACCUCAUGUCAACACAGGGAGCAGAUUCUCUUCCAUUGAGCCCAGCAUGUUCCACUACCAUGAUUCUACAGUAGCCUAGAAAGGACAAACCAAACACUGGCUUUAGAGAGGGCAGGGUUUUUGCAUUUUUUCGUUACCUGAAGGCCACUGUAGGUUCAUAUACACAUUUGAAAAGAGAGGUGUGAGCAGAGUGGUAUUAAGUUGGUUGCAAUUCGCAAACUUACCACUAGAUGCCACUAAAGUUUACACACUGCUCCUUUGAAUUCAGCCCUCAUUUCGAGAUUUCGAUAACUAGCCUUCCGUUAGUAAAACGUACAAGAUUUUUAAUCAGCGUAGACCACAAGAAACAGAUUUGUCCACAUUAUUUCCUUCAACUCUAAGUAAGCUUUUGUUGCUGAGGAAGUGUUAAUCGUGUGAGCCCUCCACUUGAGGAUUUGACUUAGAUAUAACCUAUAUACACUACAGAAGAAAGGUUAAAUAAUCAGUCAAGCUUUAUUCAAUAAAAACACACGCAAACAGCAGUAAAUAGUACAAUUUUACUACAUUUUACUAAAUACUGUUAUGUAAAAGCAAAUGAUGCUGUUCCCUGUUCAGAGGUUCAAAGUGUCCAUUAAAAACUGCCGUUUAACAGCUGCUCACAAACCUAAUUGUUUCAUAGCGUGCUCACAGAUUUAAGUCCCCUCCUGUUCUUAAACUUUUAUUUCUACUUUACAUCUGAUAGGAUUAAACAUUAAAUCAUCUCAAGUAGACACACCCAACCCCUCAUAAACUCUAAGUGGACCAAUAUACUUUCCUUAUUGACUUUGGCAUCCCUAUUUCUUUGAAAGUAUCACUGUUGCAUUACCAGUCGACCAAAGCAUAUCAUAGAUUACUGAUUACUAAUCAACUCUGAAAGAUCACAACCUCAUUAUUAUCAGGGGAUAUACGUCAGAAGUCAGAAGUGUGUGGAAUCCUCUUCUCUGGGCACUGACAGUUUCAAAUAGUGUAACGAGGCUGAAGACUGACAUAAUGUACAAUACAUCUGUCCAUAAGAGAAUGGAAAGCUACAUACUGAAGGUGAUAACUGUAUAUCUUUACAUCUUCAUUGUAAAGUAAUAAACCGUCCGUUCACUAAAUAUAACCCUCUAAACUGAUAUCACAGUUUGGCUCAUUGGUAAAUGAAUCACAUAUUUGCUGUUUUAAUGAAAACCAAACUUUGGUAGACUUGACAUUACAUGAGCAUUUUGAAGUCGUCAAUCCAGACCUUCCUCUGAUUUCAUCAUCGCAAGAUGUGGCUGCGUGUUAUCAACAGUGCAGGGAAAUGAAACGUGCCUGAAAUGUGUUCAAGUUGAUAAACGUGCUCUGACUGAGGCUGAUGUUAAUCAAGCUCAUGAGCCCACCCAUAAAGUCUCAGCCCAAGCUGACGUACUGAGACUUUUUAAAUGUAUUAUUUAUUUAUAUUUGCAGUUGAAUCACAGGGUCAACCUGAUUUAAUUUUUGUUAUUGGUUCUUACAGUCAUUUGGGAGAUUUAAAGGGAUAGUGCACCCAAAGAUGUAAAUUCAGCCAUUAUCUACUCACCCAUAUGCCGAGGGAGGCUCAGGUGAAGUUUUAGAGUCCUCACAUCACUUGCAGAGAUCCAAGGGGAGAGGAGGUAGCAACACAACUCCACCUAAUGGAGGCUGACGGCGCCCCAGAUUCAAACGUCCAAAAACACAUAACUGAAACCACAAAAUAUCUCCAUACUGCUCGUCCGUAGUGAUCCAAGUGUCCUGAAGCCCCGACAUAAAAAGUUGUUUGGAAAAACGUCAUUUGAACUCUGUUUUUAGCCUCAUUGUAGCCUGUAGCUCUAACAGGACACUUGGAUCACUAUGGACGAGCAGUAUGGAGAUAUUUUGUGGUUUCAAAACUUCACCUGAGCCUCCCUCAGCAUAUGGGUGAGUAGAUAUUGGCUGAAUUUUCAUUUUUGGGUGCACUAUCCCUUAAAAACAUUUGUUAGAAUGUAUAAGGGGCACUUUAAAUCAACACCUUCAGGUGAUGGUUUCCUAUCACCUGAAAUGAGAGCUUGCUAGAUUUCUGCACUGUGAAAAUGCUGCUAAAACACUGGCAUUGUACUUUGUUUGCCCCAGCCAGUUUAGCAAGCACUAUAAUAAUUACAGUCUGAUAGAUAUGAUCGACUGGUUAUUCAUAAAGUUAGACAAAAAUGUACCAGAAUGUGUAACUAUCCACAUCAUUUCCCCCAGCGCUGUGGCAGCACCUAGUUUAAUAUUGGCAUCGAGCUUGGAUGAGGACACCUGGAGUGCUGCCAGUGUUCCUGGAUCAGUGAUCACAGUUUGAAGGUCAAGUUUUGUAACCUUCAACACGAUUGUAAUGAAUGGCACUACAGUGUGUACAUACAGGAGGUCUUGACACACAAGAAAGUCUUCUUAGGCAAUAUCACGUGGCACUAUGGGUAGAUUUCUCGUGACUUUAAUCUUGAGUCAUGGGUUUUCAUCAUGUUUUUAGAUUACCCAUUAAUUCUUUGUUAAAGGCAAUAAUCGGUAAAGGGAUAAACAGCCAGACUGAUUUAUAUCCACGUACUGGCUGCUGACUGAACGAUACUAAUUUAAAAGUUUAAAUGACGCCAGCAGUUGAGAUGUUGUAACACAGAGGGGUGUUUGACGUUAGCAGUGUCAUGUUGACUGACAUGUAAGCCAUCUGGGGGCACAGCAUGAGGAGAGCUGUGUUAAAGUGUGUGCUGUGCAACAUCUGUGCCAAAUCUGAAGAGCAAAUAUCACUGUUCACAGGCAGGAGAUGUGUCAUUAAAGCAGUGGUGACCCCAAUGGGGGGGCAGGGGGGCCAUGGCCACCCUGGUAAACAUUGCUUUUCCUUUUCGUGACGACUGUACUGGGGUUGAUUUUUAAAUAUAUAUAUAUAUAUAUAUCUGUUUACAUUUAGGCUUAAAGUUAUGCAUGUUUUAGGGCAGGCCACUUUGAGUGACAGGUCGUCUGUUGAUAGUGUACUCGGCUUCUUGGUCACAACCAACCCUCGGUCCUCAACAGUGCCAGCCUCUCGCUCAAAUAUGGUCACUUCUGGCUCCAAAAAAACAAGAUGGUGACAGCCAAAAUGCCAUAGUUGAUGCUUCAACAUGGGAGUCCACAAACCAAUGGGUGACGUCGCGGUAGUUAGGUCCUUUAUUUUUACAGUCCAUGGUCCCCACAAGUCUCCCCUAAACUUGCAAGGGCCUGUUCCCAGCAAAUCUUUGGUUCCUUACAAUCAAUGCACUCCUUCAAAUUAAAGCUGUGUACUUGGCUUUUAAGGAAAAAGAUCAUAUAUAUAAAUGAACAAAACACAUUAAAACAGGAUUAUUGUGGAACUUAAAAUGUUAGUCUAUGCACAUCAGAUAAUUAGUAAUAUUAACUGUUUUAAAAUACCCUGUAUACUACAGCAGGAUAAAUGAAUCCCUGAAAUUUAUGGCCUUUGGUUUUGGUGUGCUGUCGCAAGAUUUUCAGUGGCCCCAUUUGGCCACCCUUAUGAAAAAAUUCUGCAGGCACCACUGCGUUUAAAAAGGUGUUUUAGCUUAUUUGCAAGGAAGCAAGAAAUCAAAAGAUUAGCCCACAAACAAGUCAUAAAUCCUGUCUUUAUUGUCAGAUAUGUAUCCCAGUAGCCCACCAGGUAGAGCAUGUACCAUUGAGGCCAAGUCCUUACGGAGUCUAGCCUGGGCCCUUUGCUGCAUGUCAUCCCCUCCAUCUCUCCUUUCUCUGUCACUAUCUAAAUCAUCUAAACGAAUAAUUGCAACUGUUGAGCAUAAUUGCUGAUAUUUUUCCAAAAAGGUUUGGACUCAAGAGAUUUGAAGAAAAGUAAAGGAGCUGUGGUGCGUACUACUGCAUCACAUCCAUUCAUUUAUUUCAUGUGCACAGAUCUAGUAACUGCCUGACUUUUGCUGGUAAGGACACGGCCGCUCUUCCAGGGUGAAGCAGAUUAUUUAACAAGUUGCGCAACAGCUGGCUCAGUCUCACUCACUGUACACAGAUUUCUUGGUACUGCUAGAAACCAGAACAAGUUCACCCUAAUUUCUAUGUGUGUUGGACGCUAAUAACUUGUCUAUUGAUUUGUACCAUGAUGAGUAAUGUAGAUCAAUGACCUCCGUGUAAAUGUAUGAACUACAUUUGAACCUUAAACUGAAUCCAUUGUAGACUUUCAGUGACCUCUCACAUGCUGUGCCCUCUCUCUGCAAUAACUGACCACUGAGUGAGCGAUAAGAUGACCAGCGAGUGAUGUGGUAGCUUCCAUUCUUUUAGUUUUCUCAGCCUUCUGUCGCAAAUCUAAAUAUGCUGGAUGGUGAUAUUGUGACCAAAUGAUUUUUAUGAUGAUUUGUGUUGUUUUAUAUGUUGAUAUUGCAGUGAUACAGACACUUAAGGAAAAGAUGUUCAUCACAACGAUCACGAAAUAGAUUUUGCACAUUCCACAUGUCACCUGUUUACUUCACGACCAUGAAGAAAGAUGCAUUCUGUUUGUUUAUUCAGCUUUCAGAUAUUGUCAGCACAUCUGUUCUUGCACAUUAUCAAACAUGAAGACAACAAUAUAUUUCACUGCACUCAGUUUUGCCUGCUAUAUACUAUAAAUGAUAUUGUGUGAUUCCUGUAUAGACUCUGUUCCUAAUGUAUAUACAUAUACCUGUAUGGUCAUGUGAUUACACUGUGUUAUGUUCACUGGAUUUUAAUGUGCUGCUCAAUAUUCACUGAGGGCUUGUUCUUGAAUGAUUUGAUUGUAAGAAUUUUUAAAUAAACGGGGAACAUAUGUGAAA